Molecule: messenger RNA, 6869 nt
Organism: Acanthochromis polyacanthus (spiny chromis)
Lineage: Eukaryota; Metazoa; Chordata; Actinopteri; Pomacentridae
Gene: ptar1
Product: protein prenyltransferase alpha subunit repeat containing 1
Exons: 7
Coding region: 47-1459 (470 amino acids)
Biological process (GO): protein prenylation
Cellular component (GO): cytoplasm
Molecular function (GO): protein prenyltransferase activity
Source: RefSeq, a predicted model, not a curated record
AAAAAAAAUCCCUUAUCCAUGUGACGUCAGUCGGUGCCCUAAAAAAAUGGCGGAGUCGGAGGAGGAGGUGGACGUCUUGGUCCAAAGAGUUGUCAAAGACAUCAGUAACGCGUUCAAGAGGAAUCCCAACAUUGAUGAGAUUGGUGUGAUUCCAUGUCCAGAGGCCCGCUGCAACCGCAGUCCCAUUGUGUUGGUGGAAAACAAGCUGGGUGUUGAGAGCUGGUGUGUCAAGUUUCUGCUGCCAUAUGUCCACAACAAGUUGCUGCUCUACCGCCAACGCAAACACUGGCUCGACAGGGAAGCUUUAGUGGAUAUCACCUGCACUCUGUUGCUGCUCAACCCAGACUUUACCACCGCAUGGAAUGUCAGAAAGGAACUGUUGCAGUGUGGGGUUCUUAACCCAGAGAAGGACCUCUACCUGGGCCAGCUGGCCCUCACCAAAUUCCCCAAGAGCCCAGAGACGUGGAUACACAGGCGCUGGGUGCUGCAGCAGAAUUUGGAUCAGUUCCAUGCUGUGAGCUACAAUAAGAUUCAGGAGCAGCAGGGUGAAGCAGAGCAGCCAAAUGCAGAGAGCAGCCGACAGCUCAGUGACCAUCUGACCAGGACUCUCCACCAAGAGAUGAGGGUAUGCUCUGAUGCUGCCUGCCGCUAUCCCAGCAACUACAAUGCCUGGUCCCACCGCAUCUGGGUGCUGCAGCACAUGGCCAAAGGCAAUGGCAAAGUUUUCCAUGAUGAGUUGUCUUCUAUGCGCCUGUGGGUGUCCAUGCAUGUGUCGGACCACAGUGGCUUUCACUACCGCCAGUUCCUGCUCAAGGAGCUGAUCACUGAGCACUACCAGACUUCAGCUUUGGCCACUGUCAACGGUUCAUCCCAGCACUGGUCCCGCACAGUACCCAGUAGCGGUCCCCACCAGCACAGCUGCAGUCAGACUAAUGGGGAGCUGUCAGGAGCAGAGGCAGCCAAUGAGGAUGACAGACAACUGAGCUUCACCACAGUCCUUCAGCUUUUUCAACAAGAGAUGGAACUGUGCUCAGAUCUGAUUCAGUCCUUUCCUGGACACGAAACGCUCUGGAGUCACAGGCGACAUGUCUUCUACUUGUUGAACCAGUGGAAGAGGGAGCAUCAGUGCAGUAGCAGAGGAGACAGCAACUCCCUUCACCUCAGUGACUGUGAUCCAGGCAUGCCAGAGGCCAGCCCUCAAAGCUAUGCAGGCCGGGAGGAGAGUGUGAAUGGGCAGAGCCAUGCUAGUGAACCUAUGGAGCUAGACAGGGUGUCCUUGCCAAACCCGCAUGACAGCAAGCGACUGAAGAGAGGCGUCCUGCUGCCCGGCACCCCCACCCUGACCUCUGAGCACAGCUUUGUUAACAGUAUUUUGGACAGCUGCUGUAACCCCGAGCAGAGACGCUUCGCCGUGGCGUACAAGAAGUGGUUAGACACCGUUAUUGGCCUGCGGUCUUGAGAAAGAGAACAGUUGGCUCCAUUCUUUCUCAACACUCAAGUUGCCUUUAGUCUUAGUUUUAGGAUCAACUUACCUUUCUAUAGUACUGAGUUAAAUUAAUCGUACUUUAAAUGCAGUGGUGACUUCAGAAACCAGUCAUGGGGCAGCCUAUUUACUGUUCUAUCCUCUUGACAGUAGGUAGAGAGGAUGAGGAUCUUUUCCCUCACAAAUAUCUGGAUUCUCUUGAGCUUCAUCUGAGCCAGUUCCCUUCAGAAUGGAAAUCUCCCCACUGUGCGUCUGUUAGUAGAUUGUUUUCUUAUUUCAGGUGUUUCAAUGCCGAAGAUGGAAUUCCCACAUUUUAUUUUAUUGCCAGCAGGUGUUCAUCUGCACCCCUUACUUAUUUUUUGUUCAAAUUUUUCAGCAGAGAAUUUAAAUGAAGCUGCCACAGAUGCAAGAACAAUGUCAGAGGUGAGAGCAGAAUAGAUUUUACACUCUGUUAGACUUAUUAAAUUACAAUUGUUGGACAAGAGUGGACAAGAAAUUCUGAAAUACAGUAUAAAAGAAUGAAUAAGAUGUAACAUGGUUUGAUACAUUCUUAGAACUUAUUCCCUCCUUUUUACAAAUCUAAUAUCUAUGGUAGCAACCACUCUUUAAAGAAAAGUUACAUGUACAAGUGUCAGAAAAAUGCAAUUAUGAAAUAAAGCUAUAUUUUUAAAAGGGCUUUGAGUAAUAUAACUAUAAUGAAAGGAAAAAUUUUAUUCUAUAAAAUUGUUGCUAUCAAAGUCAGCAAAUAUAUUUUAAAAUAAAACGUUAUGUUUUAAUUAUCUGUACUUUAUUAUUAGCCCUCUGAAUUCCAAGCAGUGUCUGGGCAUCUUAUGCUCCUGUCAUAUUUUUAAGUUCUGCACCUCAGUUGUAACGGCACAACCAGAGCUGAAACUAGAGAAAACUCAGAAAUGUCUUUUGUGCUGUUUGACCUAAUUAGAACAUACAGCAUACGUACAUUUGUUACACCCUGUACAUUUUGUACAUUUAUCGUAUUGUGCAAGUAUGCUUUAUUGUCUUCUCGGCCUCUAAUUUGUUUCUAUCCUUGUUUCCUCUCUGCUCUGUUUAAGCAGUCUGCAGUUUACCUGAAAACUCUCAAAGUGCAGAAAUUUCUUUUAUAGGAAUCUGAUGCGAACAGUUUAUUUCUGGAGAAUCUUUAAUUGAUGAUUUUAGAAUGAAGUGUUGUUUUUUUUUUUGUGUGUGUGUGUGAAAUAUCCCAAUCUUAAGCAUAGGUUUGGUAAAUGUUCCCAGUAUCACACCUGAUAUGUUCAAGGACCGUAGGAAAGGAAUCCAUUUUUAAACUAACACUAAAGGCAAUAAGGUAUUUUAAGUCUUGGCCCUUUUAGAGCUAAUUAUAUCAAUUUGGAAUUAAAAAUGAAUGACCAUUACACUGAUUAAAUUGUCUUGAAAGACUUUCUAUAACCUAUGUUUAUGCCACUUUUGAUGAAUGUCUUAAAAUUCAGUCAGCCUUCCUUGGUUAAUAGUAGGUUUGAAGCACAGCCAGACUCUUUUUUUUUUUUUUUUUUUUUUUUUUUUUUUUUUUUCUUCUUGAUGGUUUAUUAGAUUUCCAUUCUGAAGGUGGUAACGUUUCUUUAAACCAUGCCAUUUUCUCUUUCUCUUUUCUUUUCCUGAUCCUUUGCUACUUCCCGGUUGGGUUCUAUAUGAUUUUAGUAGUAAAUCUAUUCAGUAUGUUCUAAGUAUGUAGCUGAGUGAAAUGUUACAGCAACAGAAAGCUCUGUGAACAAGUCAAACUUAGGAGUCUUCAUGCAGCCUGAAGCGCUUAAAUAGAUGCGCAGAGAAAUAUCAGCUUUACUACUUCAGCAGCACAGAUGUUUGACGUUGAAAGACAGAUUGCUGGGGAAUUGAGUUCCCUAAAUAUUAACUGGUGCUACAAACUGAUGUUACUACAACUACUUUAUGUGUUACAGGUGUAUCGUGUAUAACAGGUCAAAAAUUAAGAACACUAUGAAUUAUGUAAUGAUAUUAAUCGGUUAUUGUUUUGUGUAGUGUCAUUGCUAAACAACUACAUGACAAAUGCUUUUUUUAAGUAGCAGCUAUGUUGCCCUAUAGCUUCCUUUAAGCAUUUUAGGGCUAAGACGACUUUACAGACCUUGUUACAAUUAAAAGGUGUUUCCCCAAAAGCAUCAGAGCCAAGAGAUUAGAAAUAAUCCUGAGGGCUUCCUACACCCUUGUUGGAGGCACCUCGAACACAAGAUUUCAAGAAUGUUUGGAAGUAAGGCUUCAUCUUAUAUUUGUCCACUACUGACAUGACAAUAUUUGCAAUAGAUGCAUCACAGGAAAUGUGAUGUAAAGUCAAACACAUCCUGCUACAACAAAAAAAACCUCCCACAGUUCUCAUGUUCUACGGCUAAUCUAGAGGUCUGUCUUAUCAAACAUAGUUUACUCCGAUUUAAGGGUGCUUGAAAACCCUGAGUUUCUAAAAAACAAUGUACUCUCAAGGCAGAGUUUGCAUAGACAUGUAGGUUUCACAUGUACAGUGCGAAAUGAUUGACAGGAGAGAAGAACAGCAGAAAAACACUGAGAAAGAAGACUUGGUUGCAAACAGAAAUGCAACAGUGGUGUUUGACAAUGUUUUGGCCACAUAGAGAAUGAAAAAUGGGGACAAAAUAUUCCAACUCUUGUCCAAUUGAGCUGACAGUUUCUGACAUCAGUCAUCCCCUAUCCUUAAUAUGACGUGUACAUUUUGUUGAAAUUUAAAGGAACCAGCACGCUUCAAUUUUAGGAUUAAUGUGAGAGUGACAUCUGACUUGAGCAGGAAUGGAAUUCAUCAAGAGUUACUUUCUUAAACAUCCACCUGGUGAAAUGUUUUACUGAAGGCAACAAAUUGAACACUGUAGCCUGUUUAUUGCACAAAUUUUGUUUUCAUACUGAAAUAUUCCAAGUAUAAAACACUUCUUUGAACACGUUCACACUUAUUUUGUGAUGGAUGUAUUUUAAAUAGAUAAAAGGGCUUCUAGCCAGUUUCUGUAAAAUGUUUUUUAGCCCAUUUCAGCACAGCAAUCACCUGGUCUUAAUGCACAUAUUCAUACUAAUGUGCAGUAUAAAUUUAAGAGUGUACUUUCACAUAGAAGACAGUUAUGACUUUCAAGAUCAAUCAUUUUUGGGUUGACAAACUAGCUAGGUAUCAGUAUGCCAGCUGCUUUAUGUCAUUACUGCAUAAAAAUAGAGCUAACAACAGCAGGGUUACAAUUCACAUCAUGUCUUUGUUAAGGAAUAAUUUGGAGCACUCUCCUUUAAAGUUACUUGCUGAACCUGCACAGUUCAUCCCGUCAGUUAUACAAGCGCAUCUCAUAUAAAUAGAACAUGGUGGAAAAGGUUCAAUAUUUUCAUCAGACCUUGCUCAAAAUGAAAAACAUACUCUAGGAUCAGUACACAUGAAAUCAAUCUGAUAAUAUUCAAAGGAUCAACAUAGAUCAAUUACAAGAGGAUUUAUAAUCACAAAAAUAUCCAAAUUCUGAAAAGUUCUUCAGUAGACAAAGCCAUGUAGUGCUCCAAACUCUGCUCAUAGCCUGCUGUGCUGUGGACCUGAUUAUUCAUGGUGAUCAACAACAGCAGAUGACGUGGCACCCAAAUCAUCACUGACUGUGGAAACUUCACACGAGACUGAAAGCAGCUUUGAUCCCGUGGCUCUCCACUCUUCUUCCAAACUCUGGGACCUUCAUUUCCAAAAGAAAUGCAAAAUUUACUUUCACCUGAAAGGAAGACUUUGGAUCACUUAGCAACACUCCAGUUCUUUCUCUGCUUAGCUCAGGUAAGAUGCUUCAGAUUUGUUGGAUGUUCAGGAGUGACUUGUGACAUUUUCAGCCCACUUCCUGGACACGUCUGUUCUGGUGGCUCUGGAUGCACUGGUUCCAGCUUCAGUACACUGCUUGUGAAUCUCUUCCACAUUCUGGAAUCUGCUUUUCUUGAUCAUUCUCUCAGGUCUGCAGUCAUCCCUUUUACUUUCUCCUACCAUGCUUUUACUUCCAGUUACCUUUCAUUAAUAUGUGAACAGCCAGCCCUUUCAGAUGUGCUUCUGAGUCUGACCCUCCUUGUGGAGGGUGUCAGUGAUUGUCUUCUGGACAAGUGUCAAGUCAGCAGUAUUCUCCAUGAUUGUGGUUGUUUGUGCUGAACCAGACUGAGAAAUGAAAGGCUGUUUGCAGGUAUUGUCAGUUAAUUAGCUGAUUCGACUUCUUGUAUCUAGGUGUACUUGAUUGACAUCUCUGUGGCCCUCUUUGCAGUAUUCUUAUAUUUUGGAAGGGGUGGGUGGGAGCUGUAAGCUGAUCUCAUCAAAGUUAAAACAAAUGAGGGCUUCAAAUAUUUAAGUAUGCAUUCUGAGUGUACUAUAUUCAUAUAGUAAACUCUCUAUAUGUAUCACUUUGAGCAAUGUCUUGUGAAAAAUAUUGAACCUUUUCCACCAUAUUAUAAGAGGGUGCACUUGCAUAGAAAGUGUAGCUCCUCCUGCUAUAAUCUGUCAUCUAUUCUGAUUAAAAUAAAUAAGAAUGGUAUUCUUAAAUUUGUGUCUAACAGAUCUGUCUGACCUGUGUUCCUCAAAAAACAGAAUGGCCUGCAGUUUGAACAGACUUCAUCUUUUCUCUAAGGAUGUUAUGGAAUGCUGUUACAAGUUUUUUAGUUCUGUCGAUGGUAUUCCAGACACGCAAAUGAGAAAAUACGUGAACUUUCACAGAUGAUAAUGUCUUACCAGUAUAGCCAUUAUUUAUAUGGGCACAAAAGUAUUCACACCGUACACUAUGUGGUCACAUGUAUUCCUUAUCACAUCAGAAAUGUGGCAGGAGCAUAAAUGUUGAGUCUUUGAUGCAGUUUGGGUGUUGUCACCUCCGUAUAUAGUGGUUUGAGAUUCAAAGGAAAUUUGGUUUUAGUGACCACUGUGUGCACAGGUUGCAUAGACAAAAACGUCCUGGCUCACUUUAAGUCGAUCUUCAUGUGCUUCCAUAUAACUCUUAGCUUCUUUUAGAACCUUCAGCGUAAGAGUUGAAGUCUGAUGCUUUGUCAGCUUGAAUGGCUGUGUAAAUGGUCAUCGAUAAUCUUGAAGCUCGUAUUAUUAAUACUAUUAUUAUUAUUUUGUGUAUUCAUCAGGAAUAGGUGCAUAUCAGAACUGUAUUGUGGGAGUAUUUUAACAUACUUGCACAUGAGAUUUGAAUACAAGACUACCUAUGCAGAAAUGUUUUUAAAGGUUCAACGUGCUUUUCAAAACAGUAAUGUAGCAUCUGUUUUUUGUUUGUUUUUAAAUUGUUAUUCAUUUGACUUCAGGGGAGGCUAUGCCCCCAUCAUCUCAUCAGUUUUCUUAUUUAUAGAGUGAAAGUAAUAUAUCUUCACUUUCAGUGUUUCAUGAUCUGCUUACUAAGAAAAUAAAGCUUAUCUGUUCAUA